CAGCCUCUGAUGUAAUGUCUCCCUCUGGUGGAGAAAGAGUGGAAAAGGGUUUUUGGCUACUCAUUUCUGUAAAUUGCCAGCACAGACUUGUGUGACUUUUAUGAGAAGGGAGGAAAAUUAUCUGCUGAUUUAAUUUAAAACUCCUGCUUCCCAGAAACAAUACCUCAGAGAACCAACUGAUGAAUUUGUAGCUGCAAGACUACAAUCUAAUUUUUUAAAAAUGUUUGCUUUUUAAUUUAAAUCAUUUCACUGUAGCUCUGGCUGCAUGAUUGCAGUAAAUCAUAAGGGUGAACUAAAGCGUGGGGUAUUGCUUUAUGAACUGUUUAUGACUGUUUUGGACUUUCAUACAUGUGUCUGCUUUGUUGCUUGUUUUGCUGUUUGUUCAGUUUUUACAGAACUCCUGGAUUUAUAUUGGAAUCGCAUCCGACACCAGGAGAAUAAGAUUUUCUUUUUGUCAUCAGAUCAUCGACUCUUCGAGAUCUAUGGAUAAGCUCGUUGGAAACAACACGACGACGGAGAACAGCUCCUUGAACAAGUGGACGCUCAAUGAACCAGGCUUGUUCCACCAUCGGGACUCCAGCGAACUCCGGGUCUUGGUGCCAGCCAUCCUGGGAGUCAUCUGUGUUUUAGGUGUGGCGUGUAAUCUCACCGCAAUGGUCAUCCUGUUCUCAAACGCCCACCGGGGCAAACUGUCCCUCAUCAACUCGCUCAUCUUCAACCUGAUGUUCGCCGACGGGCUGGUGCUGGUGUUCACCGUCCCUUUCAGGGCUGUCUCUUACUCCAGGGCGAGCUGGAGCCUGGGGUGGGUGGUGUGCAAGACGGCCGACUGGUUCCUCCAGUCCUGCAUGGUGGCGAAGAGCCUCACCGUGGCUUUCAUGGCGAAAGCCUGCAGCCGAUACGUGUCAAACCCCACCAGGCAGGUGAGCAUCCACCUGGGCUCCAUCCUGGUGGUGCUCUUCUUCAUCUGGUUGUCUGCCUGCUCCGUCACCGUUCCACUGUGGCUGUUCGCAAAGCUGCAGAGAGAGGUCCGUGGGCUUGUGUGUGUGCUGAUGUUUCCUCCUGAAGCGAAAGAGUUCAUGUCUGUGUACGUCAAAGCGUACCCCUUAGGGGUCUACUGUGCACCACUCAGCUUUGCCCUGAUGUACUUCUGGAAGGCUUACGGACACUGCCAACAUCGCUCCAGUAAGUCUCAGAACCUGCGCACGCAAAUCCGAUCCAGGAGGCUCACCCUGAUGCUUUUCAGCCUGACCCUGGCCAUGGCUGUCCUGUGGCUUCCUCAGUGGGUGGUAUGGCUUUGGGAGAGGCAUCUUGCAGAGAAGGAAACUGAAGGAGCUCAGCCACUGACUUCCUCUCCUCCCCUUUUCCUCGCCCUCUCUGCUCAGCUGCUCACCUUCUCUCUGUCGUUGGUGAACCCUCUGAUUGUCCUCUUCCUCUCGGAGGAGUUCAGAGAGAGUUACCAGGGGCUGUGGAGGCGCCUCACCCUGCGCAAGCAGCCACCACCUAAGCCAAAGCCCGGACCCCACAAUCCUACCUCUCUCCAGUCCCCUUGCCCCAGACCGGAGACUUCCGGACAGCUGAUUGGAGAGAGAGGGAUCCAUUUCAGCUCCAGCCAGGAAACUAGCGGCAAGGCUCAACCUCCACCAGACCGAGGCAAUCCUGGCGGGGAAAAAGAGGUGGACGGGGUGAGCCUUAAAGACGGGGUCGUCUUGCCUGAUGUGGAACAGUUCUGGCAGGACAGGGAGACAGGCUCGCACAUGGGUGAAAACGAUCCGGUGCCGUGGGAGAACCAGACCCAAGAAGAGAAUAAAUAAUAACCAGCCAAUCGCCCACACGCCUCCACCAAAUGCUGCGACGUAAAUGAAUGAUGUUCUGUCUUCUGUGUGUGCAAUAUUGUUCAAAGGUAAGAUGUGCAAUCGGAACAAGUGAGACCCACAAAUAGAGCAGCAUCAUCUGCAUAUGUGAUAAGCUUUUGCAGUUUGUGAGGUAAUUAUUAGUGCCUGUAAAUUAAAACUUUAUGAUAGGAUAAAAUCAUUUAUACAAACUUUCUUUCCACGUAGAGUCCGUUCCAAAACAAAAAAACAAACAACAAAAAAAAAAAAGCAAAAAGCAGCUGGCUCAAAGUGUUUGCAAAUAAUUUCGACAAUAAUUUCAACCUCUACUUAAAGCUCAGUGUGUAAAAUUCUUCCUUUAAUGAACUAAAUAUUUAAACGUGCAUUUGUUGUUUUUAGAAAGUGGUUUGCAUGCAGCCGUUGAUGUGACAGUAAUUGGUCUCAGAUUUAUUCGCAACGUGUCCCUAAAUGGAAGCUGUUUUCAAUAAAUACGCUGUGAAAAUGUGGUCUGGCUUUCGGCUUUUGUUUCGAUUUGUUGCUGGUCCUCACACAGGUACAGUGAAGUCUUUGUGGGAUUGAUUCCUGAUGACAUUUAAUCAGUGACUAUUUUUUCACAGGGGUUCUAAUUAAAGCGCUCAGAUGAGAUGUCGGUGGUGUCUCUUGUAAUUGUGGCAUGCGGUAGAAAGCAACCUAUCUGUGGUUCACCUAUAGGCAUAAUCAAAGAUAUUGUCUUUUAAUUCAUACUUUGAAUCAUUUAGUUCUAAAAACCGUUGUCAGUUACCCAACAACUCCUAUUUUCUCACUCCCUUCCUACCUGACAUUUCCCCCCUCAUUGAUUAUUUAUGCUGACCUUUUAUUGCCAGAGGCAACUCAGUCAAUCAGAGCAACGCUUAACUGUAUAACCCAUCAUCAGUCCCUGGGGUUCCCGCCUGCCCAUAAACACUGAAGGUAGAAGAAAAUGGUUCACACAUUUAGCCCUAGCCAGAAAAAAAAAAAACUCCCCCUCACCCCCAUCAGCUGCAGAUGAGAAAUAAAAGUGUUGUUGCUGUAUGUUUAAAGACAAAACACAAUAUGGUGGUUGUCCCCAAGCUAUCUUGUUUACACCUCUGGCCCCGGCAUUCGCCCUGCUAAAUGAGCCAGUAAAUCUGUAGUUGUGGGAUUUUAUCCAAUUUCAGCAGAGAGCCUCGGAGCUAGGAGGCACCGAGCCCCAAAAAGUACAAAUUAGAUCCGUGUUUCAGGCUUUGACCUGAGCAACAAAAGCUGAAGCUCCAACACCGUCAUUGAUAAUCGGUGUGAGGUUUGUCCAAAUGAGGCGCCGGGUAUUCUGGUCGAGCAUCUCUAGUUUGGCCUCCUUUCUUGCUAUUCAUGCAGAUGGACCUUUGCACGUGAGCUCUGUUUGAAUUUUGUCAGGGAGGAGACGUUUUCCUGAGGAAGCCCUUGCAAACAUGCAUAUUCAUUGAUUCACGGCCAUUGGGAAGAUGCUAAACUUGCAUCGCAAACUUUCCAAAGUUGAGGUAUUUUUCUCACGUCAGUGCUGAUGUUUUACCAUCUUGAAAUUUAUGAUGCGGAGCAGCAAAAUGCCUUGACUCCUGCUUCCUUUAUUUGUUUGGUGCCUGUAUCUGUCGAUUAAAUAAAACGGUGUGGAUUU
Poeciliopsis prolifica (blackstripe livebearer) is the source of this 3477-nucleotide messenger RNA. RefSeq names its product G protein-coupled receptor 151 (gene gpr151). Gene Ontology annotation, cellular component: membrane. Gene Ontology annotation, molecular function: G protein-coupled receptor activity. Gene Ontology annotation, biological process: G protein-coupled receptor signaling pathway. The record is from RefSeq and is a predicted model, not a curated record. Lineage: Eukaryota; Metazoa; Chordata; Actinopteri; Cyprinodontiformes; Poeciliidae. Bases 483 to 1811 code for a protein of 442 amino acids. The transcript is spliced from 2 exons.